Pistacia vera is the source of this 4944-nucleotide messenger RNA. RefSeq lists its product as uncharacterized. The transcript has 20 exons. The record is from RefSeq and is a predicted model, not a curated record. Bases 268 to 3120 code for a protein of 950 amino acids. NCBI's taxonomy places the organism in Eukaryota, Viridiplantae, Streptophyta, Magnoliopsida, Sapindales, Anacardiaceae.
UUGUCUUCUCCCUAUCAGAAUUUGACACGCUUUAUCUUGGAGAGUUGUGGAAAAAUAAAAUAUGUGUUUCCAUUUUCCAUUGCCAAAAGCCUCCAAACUCUACAAAGCCUUGAGAUAAGAGAUUGUGAGGUUUUAGAGGAGAUUGUUGCGGAAGAAAGGGCAAAAACUGUUGUUAAUUUUGCCUUUCCACAAGUUACCAAUUUGAGGCUUAAGAAUUUACCAAAGCUUACAGCUUUCUAUCCUGGAAUACAUACUUGUGAAUUGCCGAUGUUAAAAAGGUUGGUGAUCCAAGAAUGUGAAAAAUUCACUUCAAAAUGUCUAAGCUUCCAAGAACAUUCAUUUCAUAUUUCAGAGCCAAAAUCCAUCUACUUGGAACAUAAGAUCAACUCUAAUUUGGAGGAUUUGCAUUUAAAGGAUAAGUUGAGACAAAUUAGAUGGCAGAGUCGAUUUAAAAAUCUAGAGAUUGCAUAUGAUAAGUCAGCAAAUAUUCCACUUGGGCUUCUUCAGAGAUUUGGAAAUUUGGAAUCUCUUCAACUAGCUUGGUGUAGAUAUGAAGAAAUGUUCUCAUUUGGAAAGAAUGAGAAACAUAUGCAGAUCACUCUAGGACCAUUCUUAGCUUCUUUCCAGAAUCUUAAAGUUCUGAAUGUAAUUCGGUGCAGAGAGUUGACGAAGUUAAUGACACCUUCAACGGCUAGGAGCUUGGUGCAGUUGAGAGAAUUGAGCGUAGAAGGAUGUGAAAUGGUGAUAGAAAUAGUAGAAAAUGAGGGAGAUGCAACAACAAGUACUGAAAUUGUUUUUGAAAAUUUGAAGAAGUUGUUAUUUAGAAGGUUAGAAACUCUCAUAUGUUUUUGUUCUGGGAAUUACUCUUUUAAUUACCCAUCUUUGGAAGAGUUAAUUAUAGGAAAAUGCCCCAAUAUGAAGACUUUCUCUCAAGGAAUCUUAAGCACACCAAAGUUACACAAAGUCAAUUAUGAGAGCUUCGAUAAGACUAACAACAAGUGGGAGAAAAUAAAGGAGGUAGAGAAUGAGGGGAAUGAUCUUAAUAAAAGCGUACAAGGAGCAUACAAGAAACAGGACAUUUCCCUUGAUUCGAAGUAUAAGGCAUUCAAAGAUGUCAAUUCUACAGAGAUUUGGUACAACCAACAUCCAAAUUUCUUUUAUCAAAAUUUGACACACUUGUUCUUGUGGAAUUGUAGAAACAUAAAAUAUGCAUUUCCGUCUUCCAUAGCCAAAAGCCUUCACCAACUCCAACAACUAAAGAUUAGAAAUUGUAAAGUUUUAGAGGAGAUUAUUGCAAAAGAGGAGGAAGCAAAUGCAGUUAUCAAUUUUGUCUUUCCGAAUGUAGUCUUAUUGAAGCUUCAAAAUCUACCAAAACUUACAGCUAUCAGUCAUGGAAUACAUACUUCUAAAUGGCCAAUGUUAAAAGAGUUGGUGGUGAUAAAGUGUGAUAAAUUCACUUCAAAACAUAUGAGCUUCCAAGAAAAUGGUGAGGAGGGUGAACUUCAUAUUUCCGAGCCAAAAUCUCUCUUCUUGGAUGAUAAGAUCAAUCAUGAUUUGGAUGUAUUUGAAUUAAAGAAUGACGUGAAAGAGAUUAUCUGGUGGAGUCAAUCUAAAGCUCUUGAGAUCAGCUAUGAUGACUCAAUAGAUUUUCCACUUGGACUCCUUGAAAGAUUUGAAAAUCUGAAAGAGCUCAAACUAUUUUUUUGUUUUCAAUAUAAAGAGCUAUUCUUUCCAAGUCUUCCAAAUCUUGAAGUUCUAGAUUUAUUGGGUUGUAGAGAUUUGAUGAGUCUAGUGCCAUCUUCAGCUUCUCUCCAGAAUCUUGAAGUUAUGAGAGUUGGCCAUUGCAACGGCUUUAUGAUGAAGUUAAUAACACCUUCAAUGGUUAGAAACUUGGUGCAAUUGAGAGAAAUGAGCAUAAAGAAUUGUGAAAUAUUGAUUGAAAUACUAGAAAAUGAGGGAGAAGGAGAUGCAACAACGAGUACUGAAAUUGUUUUUGAUAAUUUGAAAAAGUUGUCACUUGAAAACUUAGAAAGUCUCACAUGUUUUUGCUCUGGGAAUUACUCUUUCAAUUUCCCAUCUUUGGAAGAGUUAAUUAUACAGAAUUGCCCCAAUAUGAAGACUUUCUCUCAAGGAAUCACAAGCACACCAAAGUUACUCAAAGUUAAUUAUGUGAGAUGGAGUGAGACUAUAAUGGUGGGGAAUCGGGGGAAUGACCUAAAUACAACUAUACAACAAGCACACAAAAAAGAGCCCUCAGGUUAUUGGUGGCCCGAUAAAGUGGAAAGAUUGACAUUAAGCGGAAGGGACAUCAUGUCAAUUUGGGAAGGAGAAUUUCAAGAGAGCUUUGGCAAAGUAAAAACUCUUCGAUUGAUUAAUGAUGCACAUGCAAACAUUCCAAUUCAAAUCCUUCACAAAUUUAACAGUCUUGAAUAUCUCAUAUUGAAAAUGAGUUCAUAUGAAGAGAUAUUCUCAUUUGAAGAGGAUGAGGAAUACAUUGGAAUACUCACAAAAUUAAAAAAUUUAGAAUUGUUUAGACUUUUAGAUUUAAAGUGCUUUUGGAAACAAGACUAUCGAUUGAACUCAAUUCUUCAAAAUCUUGUUUAUCUGAGGGUGGAAUCUUGUCACAAAUUGUCUACUCUAUUGCCAUCCUUAACAUCUUUUGAAAAUCUAACGACUUUGAUAGUAUGGUAUUGCAAUGGAAUGCAAAACUUAAUGUCAUCAUUAACAGCCAAAAGUUUGGUGCGACUAGAAAAAUUGUCAAUACAAAGCUGUGAAAUGAUGAUAGAAGUAUUUAGAAAUGAAGGAGAUAUAGAGAAAGGUGAAAUUGUUUUUGAGAAAUUGAAGGAGUUGAUAUUGAGUAAUUUAGAAAGUCUCACAUGCUUCUAUUGCUCCGGGGAUUACACCUUAAAAUUCCCAAAUUUGGAAGAAUUAUAUGUGAGUGAAUGCUCCAAGAUGAAGACUUUUUCUGGAGGAGGCUUAAGCAUGCCAAGAUUAAAGAUGUUGAACUAUAUAGAUUGUUCGGAGAAUGACAUUGAUAUAAUCAUACAACAAAUACAAAACGAUGGUUCAGAGUUCGUUGAAAGAUUUUCAAGACAAGAAGAUGACGACGAUGAUGAUUAGUUAGAUAAGACAUUAUAAUGGUCAUCAACACACAACAGAGCACAACAAAGUCACCUGUUAUCAGGCAGGAUCGAGCAAAGGCUUUUGAGAUUCUUAUCUAGGACCUUAAGGUUUUUUCACCCUUCAAUGAACCACUUUUCAAGGAGAUUACCCAGCUUCUUACUCUUGAUAACUUUAGGCAAAAUGGGCAGCUUUCCAAGUAUGGAAACACAAAAUUGGCUCGUAAUAUUAUGCUUGUAGAACUUAAAAAGCUAAUUGAAGCAAACCCCCUUUUCAUGACAAGCUUACAUUCCUAGCCUUCAAAAGUUCACAACUCAGGACAUUAAUAAACCAGAGUUUAAAUUGGCAGCGUCAACUUUGCAAGAAUCCUCGUCCAAACCCUGAUAUUAAAACACUCUUCACUGAUCAUUUUUGCAACCCUACAGCUAACAGAGCCCAUCCUCCUCCUACAAACAGCCCCCUCGUGAGACCAAUUCCUACAGCUGCCAUUUCAGAGUGUUGUUUCCCCGUCUCCUGGUGCUGUUGCUGGUUGGAUGCCAAAAAAUAGUCCUUCCUUACCUCACCUUACUACUGCAUUCUUGAAACAUCGAAGGAUGCCGACAGGUAUGACCGGGAUGGAUUAUCAAUCAGCUAAUUCAGAGCAUUUGAUGAAGUGUAUCCACACUGCCCAAUCUGAUGAUGUGUGGAUGAGUGUCUGUUGCUGGUGUAGCACAUACUCCCAAUGUAUAUUCUCAAGAUGACCUUACUAAAGCCCUUGUGCGAACCAUAAAUCAAGGAUCUAAUGUCAUGAGCAUGGACUUCCAUCCACAGCAGCAAGCUAUUCUUCCUGUGGGACAAUGUUUGUGACAUUAGCCUUCGGGAGGUGGGAUCCUGGGAAAGGCUGGCGCAUAAAUCUUUCAAGGUUUGGGAUAUAUCAGCUGCUUCAAUGCCAUUGCAGAGGCUUUGUUGAAUGAUGCUGCAAUAUUGAUGAAUCGGUGUGUUUGGGGGCCAGAUGGACUUAUGCUUAGUGUUGUAUUUUCGAAACAUAUAGUUCUGAUAUAUACUUACAAUCCAACCAGAGAACUAAGACAACACUUAGAGAUCGAUGCCCAUGUUGGUGGAGUUAAUGACAUUGCUUUUGUUCAUCCCAACAAGCAACUGUGUAUCGUUACAUGUGGAGAUGAUAAGACUCUUAAGGGUAUCAUCUUAAAAGGGUAUGGGAUGCUGUAGCUGGAUGCAGGCAGUAUACGUUUGAAGGCCAUGAAGCUCCUCUAUAUUCAGUCUGCCCUCACCACAAAGAAAAUAUUUGGUUUAUUUUCUCUACUGCCAUUGAUGGAAGGAUAAAAGCUUGGCGAUAUGAUUGCUUGGGAUCUAGAGUAGACUAUGACAAUCCUGGACACUGGUGCACCAUGAUGGCAUAUGGUGCAGAUGGAACCAGGCUCUUCUCAUGCGGAACAAGUAAAGAAGGCAAAUCUCAUUUAGUUGAGUGGAAUGAGAGUGAAGGAGCUAUCAAAAGGAUAUAUUCUGGUUUCAGAAAGCACUCUUUAGGUGUUGUCUAGAUUGAUACAACACGGAAUUGGUUCUUGGCUGCUGGUGAUGAAUUUCAAAUUAAAUUCUGGGACAAUACAAAAAUGUUGACAACUGUUGAUGCGGAAGGUUAGUCUUAGACUGAGAUUCGGUAGGGAAGGAUCUCUGCUCGCAGUUACGAGUAACAAUGGUAUCAAUUUUUAAUAUUGUUCCUUUGCAGCAACUAUUUCACAUCAAUUUUCUUUGCAGCUCAUGUUCCUUCUUUUCUGUCAAGUCAGAUGAUUAAAAGGCCAUCUUUCAUCUUUUUCAUUUUCAGUA